AUGAAAACCUCUAGUGCACCAAAACCACAAAGCAGCAGUACUUAUGUUCUGACUCCCCAAAGCAGCCAAUACUCUGGCCAGGGCUCCCGGCCUCAAAGUGUUUCCUACAGCCUGACUCCUCAAAGCAGCCAAUACUCUGGCCAGGGCUCCCGGCCUCAAAGUGUUUCCUACAGCCUGGGCUCCCGGCCUCAAAGUGUUUCCUACACCCUGACUCCUCAAAGCAGCCAAUACUCUGGCCAGGGCUCCCGGCCUCAAAGUGUUUCCUACACCCUGACUCCUCAAAGCAGCCAAUACUCUGGCCAGGGUGGAUCUGGUUAUGCAGGUGGCAGCAAUGGUUGUGGACAAGGGGUCUCCUAUGACAGCAAUCCCUGCCACCAGGAUGGAUCACAGGGUGGUCAGGGUGGAUCACCAUCCUCCCAAAGUUAUGGUGCCAACCAGGGUGGAUCCUACUCGCAAGGCUAUUCAGGUGGCCAAGGUGAAUCCUACUCGCAAGGCUAUUCAGGUGGCCAAGGUGGAUCAGACACCUAUUACAAUAAUCAGGAUUCCCAAGGUUACUCAGACGAUAAUGCUUGUGAUGAUGUGAGUAUUCUUUCUAGUAUAUUUUCAUCAGAGUAUUUUUCAUGUAGAUAGGAAAUAUUGCACUGCCAGAUGCAACCUUAUGAGCAGAAUGAUCCAGAAAGAAUGUUGAUUUCCCACACUAAUAGCAUGUUUCAGCAACUGCAUGUUUUCUUGCUGAAAAUUGUCAUGUAAGUGUUGGCAGAUGCAUUUUGUGGUUUUAAAUGCAUUUAGCUUGGUGAACUGAAAUAUGGAUAAAAAACUUUGGUGCCUUUGCAGUAACGAAAAAUUUCACUUAAAACCUAGGAUAAAUUUUACAGUAAUGUCCCAUAGAUAAACUUUAGCUGCAUACAAGGAAGAAAAAAAAGAGUUACAGUGGCUGAUAUUCCACUGUUCUUCAUGUUACAUUCCUACUAAUCCAAAGUUGCUAUUAAAAUCUUUUUCAGACUGGAAUGGUGGGAUUUCAGACUGAUUUAAGCAAGG
Messenger RNA from Melopsittacus undulatus (budgerigar), 1038 nucleotides. RefSeq names its product RNA-binding protein FUS-like. NCBI's taxonomy places the organism in Eukaryota, Metazoa, Chordata, Aves, Psittaciformes, Psittaculidae. Bases 1 to 630 code for a protein of 209 amino acids. The transcript is spliced from 18 exons. The record is from RefSeq and is a predicted model, not a curated record.